Molecule: messenger RNA, 966 nt
Organism: Rotaria sp. Silwood2
Lineage: Eukaryota; Metazoa; Rotifera; Eurotatoria; Philodinida; Philodinidae
Source: the annotation of a GenBank genome assembly
AUGUCGACAAACAGUACAAGUUUGACAACAUUAUUAAAAAUCGUUCAACAAAUUUCAUUAACUGUUAACUUUUUGACAAUUAUUAUUGGUACAAUUGGUGGUAUUUGUAAUUUUAUAACAUUUACUACUCCAAAAUUGCGUCGAAAUUCUUGUGUAUUUUAUUUAUUAUGUGCCAAUACAUUUCAAAUGAUUUCGAUUCUUAUUCCUAUCUCAAUUCGCUUAUUGUUGGGUUACUUUGGAGAUAAUUUAGAAAGUCAGUCAAUCAUUUUUUGUAAAGCUCGUUAUUAUCUUAGCUUUACUUUACCUGCAUUAGCCACAUUUUAUAUGUUAUUAUCGAUCUUGGAUCGGUGUUUGACUACAUCUAGUCAUGCAAAAAUACGUGCUUGGAGUCAAAUUAAAGUAGCCUAUCCAUUAUCAUUUGUUGUAUUUAUUUUUGGAUGUAUAAUUAAUAUACAUAUAAUUGUAUUUCAAGUUAUUUACAAUAAUAAAUGUCAAAUUUCUGCAAAUAGCAUAUAUGAAGUAUUUUUAGCUGUUCAUAUAGUAUUUUUUAUUUCAUUAUUACCUCAUAUUCUUAUGUUAAUUCUAUGUCUGAUUACUUUUUUAAAUUUGAAACAAAGAAAAACUCGAAUAUUACCAACUACAACUAAUGUACGUAGUUCAUUAAUCAAACGUUUCGAAGCACAACUGAUUACUAUUAUUGUGACGCAAACUAUUGUAGGUACUGUUUUUCUUCUAUUACGUGUUGGUUCAUAUAGUUAUUCAUUACUUACAAGAAAUAAGUUGAACAAAAUUGAUGGUGAAAUUGCUGCUGAAAAUUUGACUUUACAAAUGGGUGUUGCAUUUUAUUUUUUUAAUUUUGCUCUAUCUUUUUAUAUUUCAACUUUGACAAGCAAAUACUUUCGUGAAACAUUUCGAAAAAGAGUAACUGAAUUUUAUCGUCGUCGUAUUUCUUGUAGACAAUUUUAA